This is a messenger RNA of Drosophila mauritiana, 2578 nucleotides long. It is a transcript of the gene Sox100B, whose product is annotated as transcription factor SOX-10. The record is from RefSeq and is a predicted model, not a curated record. Gene Ontology annotation, cellular component: nucleus. Bases 200 to 1798 code for a protein of 532 amino acids. The transcript is spliced from 3 exons. Lineage: Eukaryota; Metazoa; Arthropoda; Insecta; Diptera; Drosophilidae. Gene Ontology annotation, biological process: regulation of transcription by RNA polymerase II. Gene Ontology annotation, molecular function: RNA polymerase II cis-regulatory region sequence-specific DNA binding; DNA-binding transcription factor activity, RNA polymerase II-specific.
CCAAGAUCAGUCGCAGUUAGUCCGUCAACCUCGUCGCGUCUCUGCUAUCCGUAGUACUCGAAAGCCCCAUUCAAAAUUCCCCGAGAUCUGCGUGGGCUCCAAGCAGCUGCCAGAACAAAUCGUGAUUCAGUGACAUAUUUAGUUUGUGCCCAGCGGAUGAUUUAGUUUAAGAGGAGACUUAAGACAAGUGCCGCCGAAAAUGAGUGACAGUUCCAGCUCCACUUGCUCCAAGGAUCGUGCUAAGCCGGUGGAAACCCUGGUUUUGGCCAACUAUGCCCUGAAAGCCGAGCAGAAGAAGGCGCAAGGACAGGGUGGUCGAAAGGAGGACGAGCGCAUCACCACUGCGGUGAUGAAGGUCCUCGAGGGUUACGACUGGAAUCUAGUCCAGGCAUCAGCCAAGGCGCCCACGGACCGCAAAAAGGAGCACAUCAAGCGCCCCAUGAACGCCUUCAUGGUUUGGGCCCAGGCAGCCCGCAGGGUCAUGUCCAAACAGUAUCCGCAUCUGCAGAACUCGGAGCUGAGCAAAUCGCUGGGCAAGCUGUGGAAAAAUCUAAAGGACAGUGAUAAGAAGCCCUUCAUGGAAUUCGCCGAGAAGCUUCGAAUGACCCACAAGCAGGAGCAUCCGGACUACAAGUACCAGCCGCGGCGCAAGAAGGCGCGGGUGAUGCCGAGCCAGCAAAGCGGGGAUGGGGGAUCCCUGGGUCCAGAGAUGACGUUGUCCGCCACAACGGGUAGCUCCGGGAAGCCAAGGAGCAGCAAUUCCAACGGCCAGAGGCGAGCUGGUAAGGGAAAUGCAGCUGCAGAUCUGGGCAGCUGCGCCUCGACCAUCUCCCCCCAUUCCAAUGUGGGCUCGAACUCCUCGGAUGUCUUCAGUAAUGAGGCCUUCAUGAAAUCCCUGAACAGUGCCUGUGCGGCCAGUUUGAUGGAGCAGGGCCUCAUCGAAACUGGCCUGGACUCUCCGUGCUCCACGGCCAGUUCACUGUCCUCGCUGACGCCCCCAGCCACACCCUACAACGCAGUGCCCUCUAAUGCAAAAGCGUCGGCAGCAAAUAACCCCAGUCUUUUGCUAAGGCAACUAAGUGAGCCAGUGGGAAAUGCAGGCCAUGAUUAUGGAGUUCUCCUCGAGGCAGGCAGGGAAUAUGUGGCCUUAGGUGAGGUCAAUUAUCAGGGGCAAUCGGCGGGAGUUCAGAGUGGAGCAGAAGGAGGAGGAGCAGGUCAGGAGAUGGACUUCCUGGAGAACAUCAAUGGCUAUGGUGGCUACACGGGCAGUCGGGUGAGCUACCCUGCCUACUCCUACCCCGCAAACGGAGGCCACUUCGCCGCCGAGGAGCAGCAGCAGCAGCAGGCGUCACAGGCCAGUGAAGCCUUAAAUUACAAGCCUGCAGCCGCCGACAUCGAUCCCAAGGAAAUUGACCAGUAUUUCAUGGAUCAAAUGCUGCCCAUGACGCAGCACCACCAUCCGCACCACACGCACCCGCUGCACCACCCACUGCACCACUCGCCGCCUUUGAACUCCUCUGCCUCGCUAUCCUCGGCCUGCUCCAGUGCCAGCUCGCAGCAGCCGGUGGCGGAGUACUACGAGCACUUGGGCUACUCCCCGGCCGCCUCCUCCGCCAGCCAGGUCCCCAACUUCGGGCCCCAGCAGCCGUAUGCCAAUGGGGCGGCCUCCCUGACCCCCUCACUGGGUGACCCCGCACCGCAACAGGAGCUGCAGUCGCAGCAGCAGGAGCAGCAGCACCAGCACCAGAAUCCAUCGCAGCAUCAUCUGUGGGGCACUUACACUUAUGUCAAUCCCUAAGCUACUUCAUUUGCACAUUUGUUGUGAGGCACAGAGAGAAAGAAGGCAUCGGUAUUCCUAAACUUAUGUGGGGAUUCAGUCGGAGAAAUCCAAUGGCAGAGUUAUCAACAAUCAUCUUUCAAAUGCCAUUCCUAAAUGUUACAUAUUAGUUUUUUAAUUCCUUUUUAUCUAAAUUUGUUCUACUCUUCCGAAUAAUAUUUAAAAUAUUUAUACCCCACGUUGUUAUAAAUUAAUUUAAAAUAAACAAAAAUUGCUCAUAAAGCAAUUAUGCAUUGCACCCAAGACAACCGCCAAUUUCUCUCCGUGCACCUGCCCCCUCCACUUCCGUUUCGGCCCCUCUUUAUGGGUCACUUAGAUGGCUUUCGUUUAUUGGUUUAUUGUCUGUGCAAUGUCCGUGUGAGCGGGUGACUGUGCAUGUGUGUGUGUUUGUGGCUUGAGGGUCUUUUUGGAGAUUCCCUGCAAUUUAAGCUAAUCGCUGCGAUUUUCGUUUAUGGCUGCAUUAUUCCUUUCCCCAUCAAUAUGCAAUUCCAGUAAGAAUCGAAGAAAGAGCCAUGGCUAUACAAUCUAAAUGGAAAUUGCCGGGGGUGGCAAGAAUACCGAGAUCAUAGCUAAUUGGAAGCAAUAUAAACUAGUAGUAAUAAAUUAUAUUUGUAAGAACAUAUUGUUUAGAAUUGGCAAGAUAGUAUACGAAAAUGUAUGAGCAGUGCUAAGAAAAUAUAAAAACGCCUUAUUUAAAGUACGGAAUAAAUAGACAACGAUUUACACACUUAAAUUAUUUGU